Anguilla anguilla (European eel) is the source of this 1563-nucleotide messenger RNA. Its product is annotated as trace amine-associated receptor 4-like. Bases 10 to 1059 code for a protein of 349 amino acids. Gene Ontology annotation, biological process: G protein-coupled receptor signaling pathway. The record is from RefSeq and is a predicted model, not a curated record. Lineage: Eukaryota; Metazoa; Chordata; Actinopteri; Anguilliformes; Anguillidae. Gene Ontology annotation, molecular function: trace-amine receptor activity. The transcript has a single exon. Gene Ontology annotation, cellular component: membrane.
UCUCCAAAGAUGGAAAUUCCUGCUCCUAACUUGACGAGAGAUUCUGCAGAAAUACAAUACUGUUUCCCUACCCAGAAAGGAUCCUGCCUACGAAGUCAAACAGUGAUACUCAUCAAAGUGGCCAUGUAUAUAUGCAUGGCUUUCAUCAUUCUGAUUACUGUCUGUGGAAACCUGCUGGUCAUCAUCUCCAUCUCUCAUUUCAGACAGCUCCAUUCUCCAACAAACCUCAUCAUCCUCUCUUUAGCAUUCACCGACUGGUUUUUGGGGGCUUUCAUUAUGCCAUGUAGCAUGAUCAGAUCUGUGGAAAACUGUUGGUAUUUUGGAGAAACAUUUUGUAAGAUACACUCCAGCGUUGACAUCAUGAUGUCCAUUGCAUCCCUCUUGCAUCUGGGACUCAUAUCUGUUGACAGAUAUUUGGCCAUCUGCAAGCCUCUUCAGUACAGGACCUCAGUAACCAUGCACAAGGUAGCAGCCCUUAUUGGAAUCACUUGGAUGUUUUCCUUUGCAUUUGGGUUUGGGGUGAUUCUCUCCAAAGUUAAUCUAAUCGGUGUGGAAGAACUGUUUAUAAAUUCUUGCACAGGUACCUGUAUUUUAUUUUUCAAUAAGCAAGGCGGGCUUAUGGCUGCUUUUCUGGGCUUCAUCAUGCCAUGCACAGUGAUGAUGGUUCUCUAUAUGCAUAUUUUCUAUGUAGCAAAGGUACAAGCCAGAAAGAUCAACUGCAGCCUGACAAUGACAGGUGCAAAACAAGAUAAAAAGAACUGUGCAUCUGAACAGAGAGAGAAAAAGGCUGCAAAGACCCUUGCCAUUGUACUGGGUGUUUUUCUGUUGUGCUGGUUGCCAUUUGUCAUGGUGCUCAUUGUGGAUCCAUUCUUUAAAUUUUCUACUCCUGCUGUUGUAUUUGAUGGACUAAUGUGGUUGGCGUACUUAAAUUCUUCCUGCAACCCUCUCAUUUAUGGAUACUUCUAUCCCUGGUUCCAGAGGGUCUUUAAAAUUAUAAUAUCAGGGAAGGUUUUUCAGAAUGGCUCUUCAUUACUAAACAUUUAUGCAGAGAGCAAGUGAGAAAAAAGACCCUUAACAGUUUGUCAUAUACAGAUACCAAUUUUCUGUUUGGUAUUUUAUGCAGAUAAGCUCUCAUAGGUUUAAGUAAAUAUCAUGCUGUAGCUCAUGCUCAUAUUUUUUGAUGGCAAAAAUGAGUGUGUGAUGACUAACAAUAUUCAAAUUGCAAUUGGUUAAUCAGAAUGAAGCAACAGAUUCAUAAAUAAAUUAAAUGUGAAUGAUAAAUGAGGCCAUGAAUAGCGUAAGCAUCAUUCUUACUUGUAGUUAUGUUUUGGACUCUAAUUAAUUACUAUUGCUAUUGAGCAACUGACUGACUGAAGAUUUGAUAUGAAUUGUUUGAAGUGUUUUGAACAUAUAAUCACACACAAUUCAUUCAAUGCAAUCGUGUGAUGAUGUUGAUAAAGACAAGGGUGGGGAAGAAUAAUCGUGGGCUUUGCAGCUAUAGAAAUUAUAGGUUUAGAACUCCAUGGUGAUAAUGCCUCUGACACGUUUUCAGUUUUUCAUGAC